This is a messenger RNA of Macrosiphum euphorbiae (potato aphid), 435 nucleotides long. NCBI's taxonomy places the organism in Eukaryota, Metazoa, Arthropoda, Insecta, Hemiptera, Aphididae. The record is from the annotation of a GenBank genome assembly.
AUGUCAGUGGGCGACUUGAACUUUACGACGGCCAAGCCGUUAGACGUCAACAGGUAUGCAACCAAAAAAACCAUUGCUCAGGGGAUGUUGGACAUCGCCUUAUUGACGGCCAACGCGAACCAACUGAAAUACAUCCUCCAAGUGGGCGAGAAGCACGAGUUCUACAAGCCUCUGUUGGUACUGAUAGCUACGUCUAUAUUUUUACAAGUGUUCAUGGGAAUGAUAUUUCUAUCACUAAACCUGCUUCGGGACUGUCGUUUCCAUUUGAUCGAGUACAAGACGUCGUCGCUGUUCAUCAACCAAGUUCCGGUCGUGUGCACGUUUAUGGUGUUCACGAUCAACAUAAUAAUAGGAGCUUUCGAUUCCGGGCUAGCCAGCAUCGUACCGACAUCAACGUUCAACGCGCCGUCCAUCCCGCCCAUCGGGUCAAAUUGA